AAAAAACUCAACCUCUACUUAAAGUACUAAUUACCAUGUUUUUGUUUUUUUCUCUACCCUUCACGUGGUUCGCAUACAAAGAAUAUUCCUACACAUAUUUCUCGUGAAACCUUUAAACAUUUUGAUUUAGGAGUGUAUAUAUAUAAGAUGAAAGAUAAAUGUUUGUCAUUCAGAAACGAGAUGACGAUAAUGACGAUGAUAAUGAAGAUGGCUCCUUCCAAAUCUGCACUGAUACGCUUUAAUCUAGUCUUGUUGGGUUUCUCUUUUCUUCUCUACACUGCCAUUUUCUUCCACCCUUCUUCAUCAGUCUAUUUCAGCAGCGGAGCUUCCUUUGUUGGAUGCUCUUUUCGUGAUUGCACUCCCAAGGUGGUGAGAGGAGUGAAGAUGCAAGAACUCGUUGAAGAGAACGAAAUAAACAAGAAAGAUUUGCUAACCGCUAGUAACCAGACAAAGCUGGAGGCGCCAAGCUUCAUGGAAGAGAUUUUAACAAGAGGGUUAGGAAAAACAAAGAUAGGGAUGGUGAACAUGGAAGAAUGUGAUCUUACUAAUUGGAAACGUUAUGGCGAAACGGUUCACAUACAUUUUGAGCGUGUCUCGAAGCUCUUCAAAUGGCAAGACUUGUUCCCCGAGUGGAUAGAUGAAGAGGAAGAAACCGAGGUUCCCACAUGUCCUGAGAUACCUAUGCCCGAUUUCGAAAGCUUAGAGAAGUUGGAUUUGGUAGUAGUGAAGUUGCCUUGUAAUUACCCUGAAGAAGGGUGGAGAAGAGAGGUUUUGAGGUUGCAAGUGAACCUAGUUGCGGCUAACUUGGCAGCCAAGAAAGGGAAGACGGAUUGGAGAUGGAAAAGCAAAGUGUUGUUUUGGAGCAAAUGUCAACCGAUGAUUGAGAUUUUCCGGUGUGAUGAUUUGGAGAAGAGAGAGGCAGAUUGGUGGCUGUAUCGCCCUGAGGUGGUUAGGUUACAACAGAGACUCAGUUUGCCAGUCGGAUCUUGCAAUCUUGCUCUUCCUUUGUGGGCACCACAAGGUGUAGACAAAGUGUAUGACCUAACGAAGAUAGAAGCAGAGACAAAACGACCAAAACGUGAAGCCUACGUAACUGUUCUUCACUCUUCCGAGUCUUAUGUCUGUGGUGCCAUAACUUUGGCUCAAAGCCUCCUUCAGACAAACACCAAACGCGAUCUUAUCCUUCUCCACGAUGACUCCAUCUCCAUUACCAAACUUCGAGCUCUCGCCGCCGCAGGAUGGAAGCUUCGUCGGAUCAUUCGAAUCAGAAACCCACUUGCGGAGAAGGACUCGUACAAUGAAUACAACUACAGCAAGUUUCGACUCUGGCAAUUGACAGAUUACGACAAAGUGAUCUUCAUUGAUGCCGACAUCAUCGUCUUACGUAACCUUGAUCUUCUCUUCCAUUUUCCUCAGAUGUCGGCCACCGGAAAUGAUGUAUGGAUAUAUAAUUCAGGCAUCAUGGUCAUCGAGCCUUCUAAUUGUACGUUUACUACAAUCAUGAGCCAGCGAAGCGAGAUCGUUUCAUACAACGGUGGAGAUCAAGGGUGAUUAAUUAGCACUUUUAGUAUUACAUUAUAGACUUUAUACUUAACAAUUAUAUUAACAAAAAAAGAAAAUAUAUAUUUUCAGGUACCUAAACGAGAUAUUUGUGUGGUGGCACCGAUUGCCUCGACGAGUAAACUUUCUGAAGAACUUCUGGUCGAACACAACCAAAGAAAGAAACAUCAAGAACAACCUCUUCGCCGCGGAGCCGCCUCAGGUCUACGCGGUCCACUACUUAGGUUGGAAACCAUGGCUUUGCUAUAGGGACUACGAUUGCAACUACGACGUGGACGAGCAGUUGGUGUACGCUAGUGAUGCGGCUCACGUUAGGUGGUGGAAAGUGCACGACUCCAUGGACGAUGCAUUGCAAAAGUUUUGCAGGCUGACGAAAAAGAGGAGAACGGAGAUCAACUGGGAGAGGAGGAAAGCAAGGCUUAGAGGUUCCACUGAUUAUCAUUGGAAGAUCAAUGUCACUGAUCCAAGACGACGUCGUUCUUAUUUGAUUGGUUAAUUUGUUUUUUCCUUGUAUUUAGACAUCAUAUCGAGACUGAUACCCAUUACUCCACCUUUUCUUUAUUCUUGUUCUUUGUAGAUCAUGUCUAUGAGUAUCUUACAAUAUUAUUCAUGAGUAAAAACAUCCC
Messenger RNA from Arabidopsis thaliana (thale cress), 2186 nucleotides. RefSeq names its product plant glycogenin-like starch initiation protein 3 (gene PGSIP3). The record is from RefSeq and is marked reviewed. The transcript has 3 exons. Gene Ontology annotation, cellular component: Golgi membrane; Golgi apparatus. The coding region runs from base 148 to 1551 and encodes 467 amino acids. NCBI's taxonomy places the organism in Eukaryota, Viridiplantae, Streptophyta, Magnoliopsida, Brassicales, Brassicaceae. Gene Ontology annotation, molecular function: glycosyltransferase activity.